UGGAGAAGACAAUCAAAUAAAUUAUUUAAGAACACUGCGCAGUUAAAACAACAUAUGUGGAAAGAAUAUGUGGAUUUCUUUAUAAAAUUUAAGUCAUGUUGGGAUAUAUUAUCCCGACCUAUUACUGUUCAGGAGCCCAAGACAUUAUUCAGUACGGAACCCGAGCAGCUAGGCCCAUUGCGGCCCAUCCGGCCCACUUUAGCCAUUUGGGCCACUCCGGCCCAUGCGGCCCAUUAGGGUGGAGAGCAUCCCCUUCCCCUAUUCUCUAUAAAUAUGGGAGUUUCCCUCCAUAUUAUGCAUCCCCUUUUGAUCCCUCUUUUUAGCUUCUUCUUCCUCCUUUUAGACUUAGCUCAAUACUCCAUUAAUGGGAGCUUGUACAAUGUAAUUGUGAGGAGAGUCCUAAUGAGAAAGAGAGGGCUUGGACAUUAGCCUAAAAAGUCCCGUGGUUUUCUCCCUUUAGGGUUUUCACGUAAAAACUGAGUGUUCAUACAUAUAUUUACUAUAUCGGCGCCGUCUGUGGGAAUCUGUCCAAAAAGAUUCAUGUAUUCUGCUGUUCUUGAGUUUCUACGAGAAAAAUUCAUACGAAGCGGACUGAUUCCAGCAAAAGAAGAAGAAAAAAUUCUAAAGAAAAGAGUCUGUGAAGUCAAGUCUGGAUUUCUCCAGAUCUGGGUUUGGGGUCACCGGAGCCGUAGUUACCCUUCCCGCCGCGGUGGAUCCUCCGGUAAGUCAGUUUGCACCAGACGGAGACCGAUUGCAGCAUCCCAGGUCUCAAGAUCUUGGUCCUAGGAGAACUCCAUCGCAGCAGCACUGUUCAUCGGGUGAAGCUCGAUUCCCCAACUUCGACGCAACACCGUCAUCUGUCGCCGGUAGAGAGCUGAUGGUCACCCCUCCGUCUGGCCAGUCGUUGCUCGGGCCCCAACUUCUCCAUCGACGAGGCUGGGAAGGAACUCCGGCAGAAAGUUCCCCGAUUUCUGCCAUUAAUGGCAGCUUCAAGUUCGGAGAAGUACGCUUUGUGGUUCAGCCAAACCUCCACCAGAGAUUAGCACCCGUGGCCACCCGUGCUCCGCUGCAGGAGCCAUCUUCGCAGACCGCCGUCAAUAUGUUCGGCUUGGUUGGGGUCAACGAGCCUGCAAGUGGGUUCUUCAUCCAACUGUUCCAAAAGAUACUCCCGUAUAAGUUGCUAUGAUCCUAAACUGACCACGUCCUGCAAGUUGAGGCCAGAUAAUGGAAUGCAAUUUUCCUUGGAGAGAUUUUGACCAAGUCAAAAUUGAGGAAGGGGGUUUAAUCUCAAUGCACUAGAAACUAUCUGGCCGAACCUACACCCCAUAAAGCUAAGUACCCAUACUCUGAGUUGGUGCGUUUAAUUAUUAUUGAUGCUAUGGAAUAAUAUUCUUGCUAUUAGUUAAUUUGUUUUUGUCACCAUUAUUUAAUAGGGAUAAAAAUAUCCCGAAAUUAAAUAAUGCCGAGCAAGGCCCAAAUGAGUGAAAGCUCUAGUGAUAAUUAGUUUGACCGUCAUUUAAAUUAGAUGACUGGUUGUUGUGGGUCCAUCGGCCCGCUCCUAAUCGGCUUUAACUAGCGAUCGGAGCAUAACUGAAUGACCUAUAAUAGGGUAACAUCAGUUUAAUUACUUGCAAUAUCACUAUUAUUUAUUAGGGAUAAAAAUGUCCCGACUUAAAUAAUGUGGAGCGAAGCUCUAGUGAUGGCUAGUUCAGCCAACACUUUUAUUAAAUACUUAAUUAUUUGUGGGGUUGUUGGCCCCCUCUCGAUCAGCUUGAUUAAGCGAUCCGAACGUCUCCAGAGGGUAGUGCCCCGAUGACGCUUUUUUAAGUUGGGGUUGCGCAUUAGUCUGCACGGCAUCAAUGCCUGAUCGAUGAUCGUACCUCAGUACCAUCCGCGCCGCUAGGCGCAAAGUGACUAUUGCCAGACACAGCCUGUGAGGCCCGAGGGCACCAAAGCACUCAACCUCGUUUUUCCGAGGGCGGUGCGACCAACUUGGGUCUGAGUUUGAAAACUCACAGACCGAUGAAUAUUUCUAUGUGACGUUCGGCGGGCUGCUAAUUGGCCCCGCCGCGAGCUGCGACGUCCAUUAACCCCGCACGAUGAGUCGGGCCGAGGGUCACGAUAACCCAUAGGCCAGUAAUCGUGAAUGUUAGAGAGAAAGCCAUGCAGAUGGUUGUGUGUGUAUACAUAUUGUCGGGCCGUGCGGCCCGUUACCAUGCUUAUUGCGCAGCUGAAGCCACUCGACGCGCUCGAGCGAAAUGAUUAAAAGACGCUCGGCCCGAGUCUUGAAGACAUUCAGGGCCAGCUAAAGUGGAGACCAUCACGGCUGAGAGCCGAUGGACGAGCAUCUCCACCCAGAGGUCGAGGGCUUAGAGGAGACCACCACGGUUGAGAACCGUGGGACGAGCAUCUCCACCCCAUAGACCGAUGGCCUAGGAAGAACACCUAGAGGCCGAGGGUCUAGAGUGGACUACCACGGCGGAGGACCGUGAGACGAUCAUCCAUCAUUCAGAGGCCGAGGGCCUAGAGGAGACCAUCACGGCCGAGGGCCGUGAGACCAUCCUGAUUUUCAGGUCGGCCUCUCAUUGCCGACAUCAUCAUAUCACGACCGGCCUCUCGGCAUGGCGUGAUUAUCAUAUUUGAAGACCGGCCUCGUCCCCGCGCUGCGCGGAAGAGGACCGCUGCUUGGUUCUUUCAUGUCGGCCUCUCAUCGCCGACACCAUUACAUCACGACCAGCCUCCCGGCUCGGCGUGCUUUCCAUAUUUGAAGACCGGCCUCGUCCCCCGCACUACGCGGAUGAGAGCCGUUGCUGGAUUGCAAGUCGGCCCCUCAUUGCCGACACUGCCACAUCAUGUUUGGCCUCUCAUCGCCGACAUCAUCAUACCACGACCGGCCUCUCGGCUCGACGUGCCUAUCUUUUAAAGACCGGCCUCGUCCCCACAUUGCGCAGGUGAGGACCGUUGCUGGAUUUCAGGUCGGCCUGUCAUUGCCGAUGUCAUUAUAUAUCACGACCGGCCUCUCGGCCCGACGUGAUUAUCAUAUUUGAAGACCGGCCUCGUCCCCGCCCUCGCGGACGAGGGCCGUUGCUUGAUUCUUUCAGAUCGGCCUCUCAUUGCCGACACUGUCAUAUCAUGUUCGGCCCCUCGGCCCGGCGUGAUUAUCAUAUUUGAAGACCGGCCUCGUCCCCGCCCUCACAGACGAGGGCUGUUGCUUGAUUUUCUCAGAUCGGCCGCUCAUUGCCGACACCAUUAUAUCACGACCGGCCUUCCGGCUCGGCGUGCUUUCCAUAUUUGAAGACCGGCCUCGUCCCCCGCCCCUCGCGGACGAGGGUCAUUGCUUGAUUCUUUCAGUUCGGCCUCUCACUGCCGACACUGUCAUAUCAUGUUAUGAUCGGCCUCUCGGCACGACAUAUUUAUCUUUUGAAGACCGGUUUCAUCCCCGCGAUGCGUGGAUGAGAGCCGUUGCUCAGAUAUAUCGGCCUGACCGGACACUAUUGCCACCUCCAUUAUCAGGACCGACUGCUCAACGACAUUAUGAUCAUUGUAUAUCGGCUCCUAAUGCCGACCUUCUUGAGUUAGCGAUCGGGCUCACCCCUCCCUUCAGGAGGGUGACCAUCGCCUUCGCAUGACGACCAGCAUUUCCAUCGCCUCGUCAUUCUAUUCAUUUUGAUAUCCCACCACCAUUAUGUGUGACAUCACUUGUGGUUAUUCUUGGAACCGACGAACGUAUUUUCCUCCCACAAAAAAAAAAAGAAAAAAAAAGAAGAGAAAAAAAAGAUGGGGAGAAGGGGAGACGAGCUCCUAUGAGAGAGGGAGUCUUGACGAGGUAUGCCAGAUCUUCCUUCGCCGCGAAUGACGAACGUCUCCUGACACGGAGGCCAGUAGAAAUGUGUGGGGGGGGGGGGGGGAUAGACGAACCAAAGGGAACCUCGACAAGAUAAACCAGUUCCUCCCAUGACCCAUGGAUCGACGAACACCUUCUGCCGAAGUAGAGGGCUAGUAGGGCCACGAGCGUGGGGCGACAAAGCAGGGAACCCGCGAUAGGGUAAACCAGUUCCUCCUUGCGAUCGGUGAAUGACCGAAUGUCUUCUUCGAGGGAAGAAGGUUAGUAGGAUCACGACAGUGACGAACGAAGAAACGGGAACCCUGACAGAGUGUACCGGUUCCUCCCCCUUAUGGACAAAUGACGAACGUCUUCUGCGAAGCCAGAAGACUAGUAACUCACGACUGGGGACGAACAGAGAUAGGGAAUCCCGACGUGGAUAAACCUGUUUCUUCUCAUAGUUGGGAUGACGAACGUCUCCUGCGAAACCAGGAGACCAGUAACUCACGAGACUUGGGAAGAACGAAGACCAGCUCCAUGGAUCAGACACGGAGGACCAGUUCUUUAUCGGAGUCUGUUGCGUGCCGAGUGUACACCGCUAGGCGGUCCAUACAUAGGACCACGAAUACGGUAGACGAACGAAGACCAGCUCCAUGGAUCAGACACGAAGAACCAGUUUUUUAUCGGAGUCUGUGCGUGCCGAGUGUACACUGCUUAGCGGUCCGUACAUAGGACCACAGAUACAGUAGACGAACGAAGACUAGCUCCCCAGAUCAGACAGGAGGGACCAGUUCUCCACCGGAGUCUGUUGCGUGCCGAGUGUACACCGCUUAGCGGUCUGUACAUAGGACCACAAAUACGGUAGACGAACGACGAUCAGCUCCCCAGAUCAGAUAGGAGGGACAUCGCCCAGAUUUAUUUCAGGCUCACCAUUCCUUCCCGGAUGGAGUCCUGGCAGACGAUCGGCUUCUCACAGCGAAUCAGGAUAGAGACUUGACACAUCACCAGCACGGCUGGGGGCCGUGAGACGAUUAUCACUCACUGACAGGCCGAGGGCCAUGAGAUGAUCAUCACCAUUUUUAUGUAGCACAAUCGGCCCCUCAGCGCCAUCGUGUCCAGAUUCACGGUUCGGCUCGCACAUCCCCUCCAGGAUGGCGACGACCGUCUUAUGCAGCACGAUCGGCCCCUCAGCGCCAUCGUGUCUCUUUCACGUUCGGAUCGCGCAUCUCUUCCAGGAUGGCGACGAACGUCUUAUGCAGUGCGAUCGGCCCCUCAGCGCCAUCGUACCUGGCUUCACGGUUCGGCUCGCACAUUCCCUCCAGGAUGGCGACGAAUGUCUUAUGCAGUGCGAUCGGCCCCUCAGCGCCAUCGUACAUGGCUUCACGGUUCUUCUCGCACAUUCCCUCCAGGAUGGCGACGACCGUCUUAUGCAGCACGAUCGGCCCCUCAGCGCCAUCGUGUCUCUUUCACGUUCGGAUCACGCAUCCCCUUCAGGAUGGCGACAAACGUCUCAUAUGCAGCACGAUCAGUACCCCAACGCCAUCGUGUCUGGCUCGUGUUCGGCUCGCCCAUCCCUUCCAGGAUGGCGACGAACAUCUCUUAUACAGCUCGAUUGGCCCCUCGGCGGCAUCAUGUCUAGUCCACCUCCGGCUCCGCCCAUGCCAUCUCGGAUGGGGGACCCGUCUUAUGCAGCAUGAUUGGCCCCUCGGCGGCAUCAUGUCUAGUCCACCUUCGGCUCCGCCCAUGCCAUCUCGGAUGGGGGACCUGUCUUAUGCAGCACGUCUGCUUCUCGGCGCUGACAUGCCCGAGUUAUCGAUGAGAGCUACUGCUUCUAGGGCUGAGCAAAACCCGAACCGACCCGCAAAACCCGAAGUUUUUUCCGGAUAUUAUCCGAACCGAAAUGGAUAUCCGACCCGAAAAACCCGAAACCGAAAAUCCGAUUAGUAUUGGGCCUAGAUCGGGUGGCGGGUAGGGUUUGUAUAAUCUCAACCCGACCCGCCCGAAUAUCCGAAAUAUAUUAAAUAAUUUAGUGUGUACUUUGAAUAUGUUAAGUUAAUACUUGUGUUCAAUUAUUUGUGUAAUUAUUUGUGCAAUUUGUGUUAAAUUAUUUUUGUAAUUUGAAUGUGUAGUGCACUAGUGUGUACAAUUUUUGUCAAAGUGACAUUCCAACACUUUAAUUAUCCAAUUAUAAUGUGUUUUAAUAUAACCGAAAUAUUCGAAAUAUAUUAAAUUAUGUAGUGUGUACUUUGAAUAUGUUAAAUUAAUACUUGUGUUCAAUUAUUUGUGUAAUUAUUUAUGCAAUUUGUAUUAAAUUAUUUGCGUAAUUUGAAUGUUUACUGCACUAGUUUGUAGAUUUUUUGUCAAAGUGGCAUUCAAACACUUUAAUUAUCCAAUUAUAUAUAUUUUUUAAUAUAACCGAAAUAUCCGAAACCCGAUCCGAUAUCCGACAAUAUCCGACUUACAAAUAUCCGAAAAACCCGAUUUGAAAUAUCAAAGGGUCGGGCCUAGUAUUUAACUUAAAAAACCCGAACGGGUUUAGGGUACGCAGACCCGACCCGACCCGCCCGAACCCGACCCGUGCUCAGCCCUAACUGCUUCUAUCACAUCUUGCAUUCCCUCUCUCAUACAUUACAUACAUACAUUACAUGCAUACAUACAUUCAUGCAUCAUACCUCAUACAUUCAUACAUACACACGUGCAUCAUGUUUUGACAGUACCGCGACGUCGGUUUAUAGAUGCAUGGACCUCUAAGCUUCUCCGAUUGGAAAGCUCGAGUCAGAGUCCUUUACUCCCGCCUGAUGCAUUCAGGGGGAGUGUGCCCGUGGAGGAGCACCCUUCGCCCGACCCCGUCGAAGACACAAUUUCCAGCAAGACAGAGGAAGAGCGCAGACAAGAGUAUAUUUUCUCGAGCAGAUUCGCACGCUCACUACUCAAGAAACUGGGGGACUUGUGUUGGGAUAUAUUAUCCCGGCCUAUUACUGUUCAGGAGCCCAAGACAUUAUUCAGUACGGAGCCCGAGCAGCUAGGCCCAUUGCGGCCCAUCCGGCCCACUUUAGCCAUUUGGGCCCACUCCGGCCCAUGCGGCCCAUUAGGGUGGAGAGCAUCCCCUUCCCCUAUUCUCUAUAAAUAUGGGAGUUUCCCUCCAUAUCAUGCAUCCCCUUUUGAUCCCUCUUUUUAGCUUCUUCUUCCUCCUUCUUUUAGACUUAGCUCAAUACUCCAUUAAUGAGAGCUUGUACAAUGUAAUUGUGAGGAGAGUCCUAAUGAGAAAGAGAGGACUUGGACAUUAG
Messenger RNA from Cuscuta epithymum, 7110 nucleotides. NCBI's taxonomy places the organism in Eukaryota, Viridiplantae, Streptophyta, Magnoliopsida, Solanales, Convolvulaceae. The record is from the annotation of a GenBank genome assembly.